Aegilops tauschii subsp. strangulata is the source of this 675-nucleotide messenger RNA. The record is from RefSeq and is a predicted model, not a curated record. NCBI's taxonomy places the organism in Eukaryota, Viridiplantae, Streptophyta, Magnoliopsida, Poales, Poaceae.
AUGGGGACGAACCAUCGAUGCCCGCCGCUAGACCCUGUCGCGCCCUCGACGACCAUCGCCACCAUCCGUCGCCGGAGCCACCACGCCAUAACCUCGCCGGACGCCAUCGCCUACGUCCACCCUGCCGCAUGUCGUCCCCGUCCUCCUCCCCGACCCCCGCUGCCCCGUCCCCUACGAACCCCCGUGAGCUCCGCCGUCCGUCCCCUCCCUUCUCCUUUGAUCCGCAUCGCCGUCGCCCGCCUGUGCCUCGACGCUACCGAGCCCGGACCUGCUCGGGCCAAACCUGUCACCCCCUCCCUCACCGCGCCUUUAACGCCACUGGCCCGCUGCCGCGCCCCUCCCCGUUGCUACCCUGCUGCUGCUCGCGCUCCGCACCGCCCCAGUUGCCGCCGGGCGCGCGUGCCCGUGUCCCCGUUGCCUCCACCCGCCUCCAUCGCCAAGCUGCCGUGUUCCGCCUCGCCCCCCGCUUGCCACCUUGGGGCUCCGUCCCUCGCCUGUCUCGCCGCCUUCGCCCGGUCCGGCGCCCCGCCUCGCCCAGCCUGCCUCACCGCUGCCGGCCGCACCGGCCCCCGCCGCGCCGCUGGUCUCGCCCGAGGCCAGCGGCGUGCUCGUUCCACCGGGCGCUCGUGGCCGUGCCCCUGCGCCCGAAACCCAGUGCCCGUUAGGCCCCUCUAG